Molecule: messenger RNA, 1098 nt
Organism: Sphaerulina musiva SO2202
Lineage: Eukaryota; Fungi; Ascomycota; Dothideomycetes; Mycosphaerellales; Mycosphaerellaceae
Product: RCC1/BLIP-II protein
Exons: 1
Cellular component (GO): cytoplasm
Molecular function (GO): guanyl-nucleotide exchange factor activity
Source: RefSeq, a predicted model, not a curated record
GUCUCCAUAACACGCAGAACUGAGAAGUGUGACUUGCAUACUUUCUAUCUCGUAACAGGACAUGGCGAAAGAGUGUACGACACAUAUUUAAUUGUCUCUUCAGCCUUUACCAUGAAUACGAACAACAGUACUUCAAAGCCAACACGCUACAAGCUUUGGGCAUUUGGCUCCAACGGAUCAGGCCAACUAGGAAUAGGCCACGGAGAGGACGUAUCCUCACCACAAGAAUGCAAGGGCGAAAUCCCAUUACCGUCGUCCGGCAUACGACAACUCGCAGCCGGAGGGAAUCAUACAGUAGCAAUCUUCAACGAUGGCACUUUCGCGAGUACAGGGGACAAUGCAGACGGGAGAGGCAUUGUGCCGAACACAAAGCACAUUCAUACUACCUGGCAACAACAACAACAAGAGGGACUAGCGGGAGAGCAGCAAGAAGACUUCGUUCGUCAUGUGGCUGCCACAUGGUCUGCUACUACUGUUUGUGAUGCAGAGGCAAAUCUCCGCGUCGCUGGUACGGGCAGUUCUGGUGAACUUGGAAAGGGUUCUGAUAUCUCUGUGGCAGAGGUAGCCACUCCGAUGGAUAAUUUUUUGCCUCCGGGUGACUCGAUCGUCAAGAUUGCCUCGGGCAUGAGCCAUGUCGUGGUAGUGUCCGAGAGUGGUGAGGCAUGGGGAUGGGGCAAAGGACGUAAAGGCCAGUUAGGAGGACCAGCAGAGAAUGUGCAGAGGCCUCGAAAGAUUGAGGAUGUCCCUUUCAAGGUGGUCAAUGCUGUAUGUGGCAAGGACUUCACAUGUCUAUUUGGUGAUGCUUCGUCAGGAGAAUUCUUGAUAUUGGGUCUGGCUGGUAGUGAUCGUUUCGGAGUGAAGAAGAACGCUCCUGACAGUGUGCGUGGGUGGAAACAAGUUGCCGCCUCUUGGGGCUCCAUCUACGUGCUCAUGGAGUCUGGUGAGCUCAGAUCAUGGGGGAGAAACGAUCAUGGCCAGCUGUCGCCACCUGGCCUGCCACUCCUCAGUGCUGUAGCUGCUGGUAGCGAACAUUGCCUUGGACUGACACAGGAUGGAAGAGUCUUGGCUUGGGGCUGGGGCGAACAUGGCAAUUGCGGU